CGAGAUUGACAGGCUGCUGACAUGACAACAGGUGAACGGGAGUUCAGUGACAGAGCGAGAGCGCUGGACAUCACGGCGGGAUUACAGACGUGUUGUGAGGACGGGGACAGAAAGAAAAUCCCUUUGCAAUUGGAAGAGGAUGGGACGUCCCGCGGUGCUUUUGUUUCCUGUGAGCGGAAAACUUCCAUCACUUCAACGCUCGGUCUUCAUUGGUCCGUGCAGUGCUUCAUAAAACCUCUCAAGGUGUCGUCCCAUUGGUCCUUCAUUCCACUUGUGAAGACUUGUCAGCCAAUCCGCAUCUGCCUGCCAGCGUCUCCUCUGCAGCAGAUUUGUUCUUCAGUUGGGACAGAGCACAACAACACAGAUCUCGGUUCACCGCAGCUGAAUCCAGGAUUCUGCACGAGUGAUCUCCAUCAUGGAGGUGCCCAGGAGGCCUCAGCCCUCCUUCACACUGACUCUCCCUAAACCCGCCUCGUCUGCUCCGUCUCCCCUCGGAGCUGCAGAGAAGGUCGCCAAGAAGGAUCCGACACGGAAGGACGGAGCCUCAGACGAAGAUCCGUUUGGAGACGAGACGUUUAGCGCAGAGGAGUCGUCGUCGUCGAACGUCUCCGUGUUUGUGGAGGCGUCGGCCGAGGAGUCGGAACUCGCGGAUGCAAAUACUUCCACCGUGGAAACAAACGUAAGACUUUCCUCACAGGAUAGUUUCUCGGAGGAGAGCUCGAGAUCAGAGGAGAGGUUGGCAGAGGACGCAGAAGAGGCCAAAAAGAAGUCCGAAGAGGAAGAAGCAGCAGCGAGAGAGAGGGCAGCGCAGAGACAGGUGCUGGCCAUCGAGGAGCUGGUGCAGUCUGAGAGGAAUUACCUUCGACUGCUGCAAGUGAGCACUGUGACCAUCAGGAGCAACCUGCAGAAACUACAGCCUCCUCCAGCCAACCUGGACAGCAUGUUUCUCUACAUAGAGGAAGUGAUCGACGUGUCCAGUCGACUCCUCAGCCUCAUGGACCAGAAGCCGGGCCCAUCUGGAGACCCUCUGUUCCUGAAGACGCUUUGCGAGUCGUUCCUCACCCUCUCUUCAGACAUCGAGGCCGCCUACAGGGAAUACCUGUCCAACUACACCAGCGUGACGGUGUUGGAGAACAGCUACAAACAGAAGGAGGCGCUCUGGAACGAGAUUGUCCGAGUCAUCAAGGCCUCGGCGCCUGAAGUAAACGCCACCUCUCUGAGCUUCUUCUUGGUGAUGCCGGUGCAGAGGAUCGCCCGCUACCCCCUCCUCCUGCAGACCAUCCAGAAACACAGCGACAGAAGUCACCCCUCGUACGCUCUCCUGGAGCGGACCGCUCACACCUCCAUCGCCUUGAACUGUCGCAUCAAUGAGUACAAACGCUUCAGAGAAGUCGCUGACAAAUACAAGAAGACAGAAACCCUGACCAUGAAGGACAAGAUCAACCGCCUCAACAGCCACAGCAUCGCAAAGAAGACGGCGAGGCUCAGCCAGCACAUCAAGCACGAGACUGGAAUAAAACCAAAGCUGGUGGAUGAGGAGUUUGACGCUCUGGAAGGUUUCUUUUAUGUUCUGGAGCACGGGAUCCUGCAGCUCCUUGAGAACGUGGAGACGUACCUGCAUCACCUCCAGCGCUUCCUGACCUGCAAAACAGAGGAAUUUGAUUUAGAUUUGGAUGGAGAGAAGGCGCCUAUUUGCUAUCAGGAGAUCACUACUGCUCUCAGGCAGUGGAUUCUUCCUACAUUUGAGAAGAGGAUGAGGACGUUAAUCCACAAGCCGCUGUGUGCUCUCCGUGACCUCCUGGUGGGCCCGAGGAACCUGAUCAGGAAAAGGCUGGACAAGCUGCUCGACUACGAAGUGAUAGAAGCCAAAUCCAAUCUGAGCUACGAGGAGCAGGAUGUGGCCAACACGUACAGGACAAUGAACACGUUGCUUCUCAAUGAGCUUCCUCAGUUCAAUGGUUUGGCUCUGCAGAUGAUCUGGAGCAUGUUGGGCACGUUCAGCUGUCUGCACAAAGACCUCGCCUCAGACAUGGAGCAGCUGUUCCAGAGCUUUGCACAACAGCUCCCUCAGAGCUCUCUCAACCCCAGUGCAUUCUGGGAGUGGGCAGAGUCUGCAGUGCUCGAAGGAGCGAGGAGGAUGGAGACUCUGUGUCGAAGUGUAGAGGACACGCUCAAUGCACCGUUCGUCCAGCCUCUGAGUCCGUCCUCUCAGCGGCGCCUGAAGCAGCUCACAGAUAAACACGGUUCUGGAAAGAUCUACCAAGUGAUGGUGACGGUGGUGGGCAGCCGGGACCUGGACCUGAACCUGGCCAGAGGCGAGCUGGUGGCCAUCAUCAGUGAGGCAGACACCCGCGGAGACAAACGAAGAUGGCUGGUCGACGCAGGAGGCAGGCGAGGGUACGCUCCUUCCUCGAAGCUGAUUCGUUAUCACCAGCCAACAGAGGACCCGCCCCCUUCGCCACACCUGACCCUUCCUGAUGGCGUGACGGGAAUCAGAAGACACUCCUACACCCCAGAGAGCCGAACACUGACAGUCAUGAGCCAGCCGUGCUUCCAGGUGUUGGCAGCAUAUGACUUCACAGCGAGAGGAAACCAUGAGGUUUCGAUGCGGUCCGGCGAGCCGGUUCGUGUCCUGGAGGCCCACGACAAACGAGGGAAUCCUGAAUGGAGUCUGGUGCAGGCGAGCGGUGGGAGCAGAGGCUACGUGCCCUCCAACUACCUCACUAUCAUGCCUAUGGGGACUGGGCCAGCUGGCACACACAAGCCCUACUGCUAAGAGGGAAGGAGGGAGAGGGAAAACAGCAGCACGCCUUUUUGUUAAUCGUUGAUAGGCAACCAGUGAAUCCCCUGUGCCUCGCCUCUGCAUCCCUCUAACAGCACAGCGUAGAAGGGAUGUUAGCUAACCGCUAUUCUGUUGCGGUAAAUCUUAACGUGAGAAAGUAGUGUCUGUGUCUUCAGAUAUGUCUUGCAGCUUGCCUCGGGCGACUCUGAAAGUGAGCUACGGUUAUCUUAACACCGACCACUUGUUGCCGUCCCCCCCCCACAGAAGGCCCGCUUCUCAAUUUGGACGAUGGGGAGAAACGGUAUCGACGGGUUGCUCCUGCAAACAUUGUGAGACGUGCAGAGCGGAAAAAACAACGAGCAAAACGCUUCACUCAUCAAAAAGGAUUUAAACAAGCCGCCCCCGGCUGCUGUACAGCUCUCUGGCUGAGCGCCACCUUCAGCAGUAUUAUUUUAUUCUAUUAUUUGAGGUGCACGUGCUUCUCGAGCAGUAGCAUGUUGUGACCAAAGUGCUUUUAAAUGAGACGUUAGAGCCAGUAAGUACCCGUUUAAAGGACUUGUGGUACACCAACUUCUUUUGCAAAAUUCCAAGGAAGUAAAAGUAAAAGUCUUUACAGCGUUCAACGCGCUCUAUCCUGAGACUCUGAUUGGAUAAGUAAUGUCGUAACCUUUUACAAGAAAGAGCUUAUUGACUUUCUCUUUCUGCAAUAACAUUUUUACCUCCACACCAAAAAUAUAUCUCUUGCUCUCCAAAGUGGAGUCUCACAAAAUGAUCCGACUAAUGUCGUCGAAAUGUAGCAAGACAUCAGAAACGACCUGACGGUGAGAAGUGUGCUGCUUCAGUGGACGAGGUAAACCUGUCACACAAUCAGUCACACAAUCUGAACAGCGAGGAUAACUUUCGAUAGACAGUGUUUUUAAGAUGUCUCUGCUUACUGAGGACAUGAAGGACAUGAAGGACAUGAAGGACAUGAAGGACAUGAAGGACAUGAAGGAAGCGACGGUGCUGGUAGUUGUGUUGCGUCUUGCUCAUGAGCAUCUUCAGGCUGAAGGACGAUCUUCAAGUUGCACUGCACAUCUGUUAUGGUCAUUGUUACAAAGCACCAGAGAUGAUGGGGAGGGUAGCUUUUGAAGGAGCGUGGGGGUCAGCGGACCUCUACGAGAAGAGGUAUCCCAGAAUCCUCAGCGCGACAAAAUGACAGUUGAAAACGAAAGACUGCCUGUUAGCAUCCGUGUGUUAGCGAGCUAACUGCAACGCUUGGACACACAGAGAGCAAACUGUGUGUGUGCUUGAUAUGAAGGUGUGUGUGUGUGUGUGUGUGUGUGUGUGUGUGUGUGUGUGUGUGUGUGUGUGUGUGUGUGUGUGUGUGUGUGUGUGUGUGUGUGUGUGUGUGUGGAGUCUCCUCACCUGGAGGCAGGAGUGUAUUGAGACUGACAGGUACACAGCGCUCUCAUCAUGUCAGACUGUAAUGAGAUGUAAAUGUGAAAUGUCUCCA
Messenger RNA from Cottoperca gobio, 4277 nucleotides. It is a transcript of the gene arhgef37, whose product is annotated as Rho guanine nucleotide exchange factor (GEF) 37. Gene Ontology annotation, cellular component: cytoplasm. The record is from RefSeq and is a predicted model, not a curated record. Gene Ontology annotation, molecular function: guanyl-nucleotide exchange factor activity; protein binding. NCBI's taxonomy places the organism in Eukaryota, Metazoa, Chordata, Actinopteri, Perciformes, Bovichtidae.